GCAGUUGGCCUUCCAUUGAGUUGAAUUCAGCUGAUUGAGGAUUCUGGAAAUAGUCCAAUCUUGAGUUUAAGGGACGUACUUGAUCUGACCCAGAUCUGUUGGAUCCCUGUAUUCCGAGUGUUGUAAAGUUGCCAUAGUUGCCCACCCCUGCUCUAGUGGAUCAAACCAAUUUCCUCUUCCUAAAGAGGAUGUACUGGCUUGAGUGACCCACUUUGCUAAACUACUAUUUGAAUUGGAGCUGAGGACGGCAGCCUCGUCCUAGCCUUAAUCUCUCCUUGCCCCUAUUCUCCUUUGAAAAAUACUCCUGAAUACAGCAGUGUAAGUUCCCACCUUGUGGUCUGGGCCACUCUUCCUCUUUUGCAACUAAAAAUGCAAACCUUUGGCGUUGCUCUUUGCUCCACCCCAGCACCAGCAAUUACUUCCUCCCGAUCUGUCUUUCCUUUGCAUCUGUCUCUGUCUUUCCUUUGCAUUUGUCGGAUGCAAGAGCUGAGCUGAAGAGCAACACAUCCUGCCCAGGGGAAAAAGCACUGAACCCAGAGCUACGAGAUUUCAGCAGACGAGGAGAUACGACUGGAGAGCAGCAGGGCAGAAUGUCAGACUCUCUGGUUGUGUGUGAUGUAGAUCCGGAGCUCAUUGAGAAACUAAAGAAAUUUCGUUUCCAGAAGGAGACUAACAACACAGCUUUAAUUAUGAAAGUUGACAAAAAUAGACAACUGGUGGUUCUGGAGGAAGAAUUUCAGGACAUGUCUCCCGAGCAGCUGAGCCAUGAGCUACCGGAGCGCCAGCCCCGAUUUGUUGUCUACAGCUACAGAUACACGCACGAUGAUGGGCGGGUCUCUUAUCCCCUUUGCUUCAUCUUCUCCAGUCCAGCUGGGUGCAAGCCGGAGCAGCAAAUGAUGUACGCUGGAAGCAAAAACAGGCUGGUGCAGGCAGCUGAGCUCACAAAGGUCUUUGAGAUCCGAUCCACCGAAGAGCUGACGGAGCAGUGGCUCAAAGAACGCCUGGCUUUUUUCCGCUGACCCCGGGUCAUUCCAAGGAGACCCAAGUUUUCACUUAAGCCCCAGCCUCCACUGGGUUCUGCCCUUCUCUCUCUAGAGAUACCGCCACGGGAGGCGCACAGCAGAAGCUGUCUGUCGCUCCAUCACCAUCUUUGCUCCAUCAGCUUUUUGCUGGCAACGAAAAUGUCUGCAAAUAAAACUGGCUGAUUCUACA
Messenger RNA from Crotalus tigris (Tiger rattlesnake), 1212 nucleotides. It is a transcript of the gene GMFG, whose product is annotated as glia maturation factor gamma. The record is from RefSeq and is a predicted model, not a curated record. Gene Ontology annotation, biological process: actin filament debranching; negative regulation of Arp2/3 complex-mediated actin nucleation. Gene Ontology annotation, cellular component: actin cortical patch. Bases 591 to 1019 code for a protein of 142 amino acids. The transcript has 7 exons. Lineage: Eukaryota; Metazoa; Chordata; Lepidosauria; Squamata; Viperidae. Gene Ontology annotation, molecular function: Arp2/3 complex binding; actin binding.